AUGAAAGACUUGGGCGCCAAGCUGGCAACUGAACGGUUCCAGGCCACAGCCGACGGCAUCGCCACGGUGACGUUCGACGGCAUGCAGAAUUUGCAGGAUGUCAAGAUCGAGGAGGAUGCCUUGAAGGCCGGCACUGCAGACUUGGCAGAGGCGCUGCUGAAGGCUCUGCAGGAGGGCCACGACAAGAGCGUGGCAGGCUCUCAAGAGGAGGUGUGGGCACUCUACAAGACCCAGCCCGAGCUGAUGCAGGCGCCAUUGACCCAGAUCGGCGCGGGCAAGACUGCGCAGGACCUUUGGGCCAACGUCACCAAGACCAACGAGACAUUGCAGUUGGCAGAGGAGCUGUUCCACCACUUUGACGCAGACAAGGACGGCUUCUGGAACUUCCAGGAGACCUCCAAGGUCCAGCUGGCCACCGAGGGCACGGAGAUGGGCGAAGAGGCGUUCAACUCUCUGAUCAUCGCUGCGGCACCCAAUGGAGGCCGGCACCUGACGGAGGAUGACAUGGGCCGGGGCUUGUCCAAGGACCAAGUGCUGGAUCUCUACACCAACGCCCAAACGCAGCGGCAGUUGGGCUUUGUGCUGGACAUCCGAAAGGACCACAAGCUGGUCUUCUCCAAGGUCAAGGAGCCUGAAGCGGCGCCGAAGGAGUCGCUGGCGGUGGACUGA
This is a messenger RNA of Effrenium voratum, 669 nucleotides long. The record is from the annotation of a GenBank genome assembly. Lineage: Eukaryota; Dinophyceae; Suessiales; Symbiodiniaceae.